GUUCGUGUCAGCUUGCCUCAUCGCCGGUCCAAUCCCUCCCAACGAGAACGAUACUCGCUUUCGCCAAGCUUCAAGCUUCAGUCCACGUUAUUAUUGUGCUGCUACAUAGUAAACAUUGUACAAACGCUACCACAAUAAAGAAAAGAUUUAUCGACGUCUGUCCUGCUUUGUAUUAAAAUGAAAAAAAUAAGAUCCGGGGUGAAAUAGGCAUCUUCGGAAUUAUAUUUUUAUCGCUGCGGAGAAAAAGACAGCUCAAAACUGUAUAAUUACUGUGUUAUCUUUCCUGUGCGAUGUUGGGGGAAAGUUUUGUUUAACAAGUUGGAUCUGAUCGUCUGCUGGCAAUUAUUGCGAAUGUGUAUUGAAACGUUCAUCGCUAUCCACGGGCGCACUGCUAUGCGCCACGAUUUAGUGCAUUUUAUAAGACACACAUCUUCUGACCACUACUGCGAAGGAAGACUUUAGUUUCUGAGGCAGAUCGCUUAAUGGCGUUACUGAGCAUCCGCGGUGAUUGGUAUUUGUAUAUUUGGCUCAUAUAUCGUAAAAUCUAUUCAGCCAUUAUAUGGUUGCUUGGCAAUCACUGCCGAAGUGAUAAGGGCCGGUCUGUGAUAAGCGCCGGUGUUAACAGCCAGUCGAUUGGAAGCCUCCACAGAGUGCGGUCGCGUCGCAGAAAAUUACAACAGCACCGUGUUAAGCAUAUCGCACUAGUGAGGAGACCUUCCUUGAGAAGAAUAGUGAUGGCACCCGGAGCUAGCACUGCCCACACCAUGAUGGAGGACAAAGAGAAAACUCUUUCGAAUGUACUUUGUACAGUGUCGAUGCGCAGGCGUCGCAUCAGUCAGUUUGCACCAUUGCUGAUCGCGCUGGUCGGUUUGCCGGCGCGGGGCAAAAGCCAGCUGGCUCACCGCCUCGCCAGGCACCUCAACUGGAAUGGGGAGAGCACUAAAGUGUUCGACUGCAGCGAGUACCGUCGUCGCCAUAUGGCUUUGUACGGCAGCCAUGAUAUCUUCCGCGCUGACAACCAGCAAGGUUCAGCCAUUCGCCGUCAAAGCGCACGCGAGGCCGUACAAGACGCCGUGCUGUGGCUUAAAGACGGGAAUAGUGUUGCUAUUUUCGAUGGCACCAACAUAACCAGGGAACAACGUAGGGAUCUAAACGAGUACUGUAUCACUGAUAUGGGCUUCAGGAUUUUAUUCAUCGAGUGCGUUUGCGAGGAUCAAGAAUUGCUCGAAAGAAACAUUAUAGAGAUCCUCCACUACUCCGCCGACUAUAAGGCUAUGACUGAGGAGGAAGCCAUAGAUGACUUGCGUAAGAAAUUAGAACACUAUAUGCGUCAGUAUGAACCAAUUGAUGCUAAUUUGGAAAACAAUCUGAACUUUGUACGCGUUGAAAACAUGGGGGAGAUAGUAACGGCGCAUAAAGUUUAUGGACAGAAGGAGUCUGGAAUCCUCGGUUAUCUGUCUGGAAUGAGGGCUUUACCCCAAACCUUAUACUUCACUCGGCACGGGGAAAGCGAGUACAAUGUGCUCGGUCGUAUCGGCGGCGACGCGGUCCUCUCCCCCCGCGGUGAGAGCUACGCGCAUGCGCUGGCCGAGCACAUGAACGGGCUGGCGGUCCGCGAGCCGCUCACUGUGUGGACGUCCGAGCUGCGGCGCACGAAGCAGACCGCGGCCGAGAUACUAGCGCCGAAGAGAGCCGUCCGAGCUUUGAACGAGCUUGAUGCUGGUAUUUGCGAAGGUCUGACUUACGAGGAAAUGCAAGAACGUUUCCCCCAAGAGUUCGCAUGGCGCGACCAAGAUAAGUUGCGCUACCGGUAUCCUUGGGGCGAAUCCUAUAUUGACAUCAUGACCAGACUACGUCCAGUUCUCUCUGCGUUGGAGGAUGAACACAAUGUCGUGGUAGUGGGGCACCAGGCUGUGUUGCGAUGCAUGUUGGGAUAUUUUCUUGAUGCUAAGCUUGAUGAACUACCGUACAUGAAUGUACCCCUUCAUACCAUAGUGAAGCUGACAUCAUACGGAUACAAAUACAAUAUUGAAAUGAUAAAGCUGCCCAUAGACUGUGUGGAUACACACCGCAAGCAGCCUAAGAACUGCUCAAUCAACCGCAGCACAGCGGACGCACUCGUAACCGUACCAUCUCACUACGACACGUUGCCUUCAAACCUCUGGCAAAAUUCUGAAGCUCAACUUUAGACUGCCGCGUGGGCUGCGGUCCGCUAACUACCUGAUCUACAUUAACUCUGGCCCACCGGUGUGAGUAGCCCUGGCCCGAGUCAUCUAGUGUGUAGAGGCCUGAGGCCGGAGUCGUCUAGCGUAUAGAGGUUCGAGGUCCGAGUCCUCUAGUGUGUAGAGUCCCGAGGCCGUUUCGCGGUUGUGAUAGACCGCGAAGGAUGUACAGAAGCCGUGUAGCGAUCAAACUAUGUGACUCGUUUCUUAGCAGUACGCGAGAAUGUGACGGGUGUAUGAAUGUUUUGAACCGUCUACAAGACUGAAGGAAUUUGUCCGAAGCAUCGUGCAGUGUAUUUUGUGUUCUUAUUUUAGCGAUCGGUUUCCGUUAUUUUAUGUUUAUCGUAUAUUUUUGUCAGUUAUUAGAUUAUGUUUACUUUAAUGUAACUUACAUUUUCUGUUAGUUAUGUAAAUCAUUUUAUUGAUCUACACGAUUAUGAUAUACA
Melitaea cinxia (Glanville fritillary) is the source of this 2668-nucleotide messenger RNA. RefSeq names its product 6-phosphofructo-2-kinase/fructose-2,6-bisphosphatase (gene Pfrx). Gene Ontology annotation, cellular component: cytosol. Gene Ontology annotation, biological process: fructose 2,6-bisphosphate metabolic process; fructose metabolic process. Gene Ontology annotation, molecular function: 6-phosphofructo-2-kinase activity; fructose-2,6-bisphosphate 2-phosphatase activity; ATP binding. The transcript is spliced from 10 exons. The record is from RefSeq and is a predicted model, not a curated record. NCBI's taxonomy places the organism in Eukaryota, Metazoa, Arthropoda, Insecta, Lepidoptera, Nymphalidae. The coding region runs from base 483 to 2189 and encodes 568 amino acids.